AUGCUAAUCAAGGCAUUGGAACUCAACCCAUUAUAUUUGCAACUUCAUAUAAAGCAUAUUUCUAGAAUCCUCACACGUCGACCAUAACUCAACUCACUCUCUAAAUGGAAUUAAAAAAUGAUGACGUUGCGAUAUUGGUGGACGACAAGCAACUGCGGAGGCUUGCUAAGCUACUGUUGAAUCGAGAAGAAUCGCUGAUGGCAAAUAUAGAGUCAGGGCCUGAACGUAACAAAUACCUGAAACAAUGCAAUGAAUCCUAUGACAAAGUGAUUAGUCUGCUUGAAAAUGCCAACGAUAUUAAGAGCAAGUAUGAAGAUCACAGAACGAAGGCCGAAGAUCACAAAACGAAAGCCGAUGUUGCUGAGACCAUCCAUUAUUAUUUGAAAUAUGCCAUUAAUAUGAGCAUGCAGUGUAUCAGAAACUGUUGUUUGCGAGCGAGCGCUGUUAGCAAAAUUAGUACUCACUACACCGAAAUGGCUGCUAAACUUUUGGAGACAGACCCCGGAGACAUGGUUGAGAUUCAACGUUUGUUUGAAGAAGCAGAACUUUACGCAAAGCAGACAUUGGAGACCGCUGAAAACUGCAGAAGUGGAUCUGCUCGAGCUCUCUCAAAGAUAUUUUCCCAGAGUCUCAAGGAUACAGGCACCACAUUUCCGGAAAUGCUCAAUGAUUACAAGAACCGGCUUGGGUAUACGUCAAUUGAAUUUGAGGAAUUGGAAGAUGCUCAGAAGAUUUUGGUAUACAAUAGUAUCAUUACAGAUUCCAAAAGAGCAGUACUACCAACAUUAGAAACUUUAGCUGGAGGAGCCGGGGUUGCAGUGCUACUGGUGUGCGCAGGGUUAAUGGUAUGGGACAUAUUUACAGCUGAACACCAGCUUGAGGCUGUUCUGACCAACGCCUUAUCGGCAAUAUCAGAGAUUGGUGCCUUCACAGUACAGGUGUUGGUAGAAGCAGCAGUGAGUGAAGCAGUGGCAGAUUUGGAACUAGGGGUGUUCGUUGUCGCAGUUUCCGGGUUUGUGGUGGGCACUGCGUCGGGGCUUCUCUUUAUUGCUGCUAGUGGUUUUUUGGUGGAUCUUAUUUUUGAAUCAGGGGGUAAAAAACCACCACCUGUGGAGGGUCAACACUUCUAUUCUACCAUAAUGCCUGAUGGCAUGGCUAUUGCUAAUCAAAUUGCUUAUGAUGGAGAAGCACAAGCGGUGCAAGCUAUAGGGCCUAAAACCUAUUUUUAGUGUUACGUUUUUGUUUCAUUCAUCAAAAAAAGUCGAUCGAACUCGACUGUGUGAUUGUGUAAUUGAUUUUUGUUUGUUUUAUUUGAUAAAUAAAGGAUUUGAAAUUCCAAAAUUCUCAUUCGCACAGGUUUAAAGGAUUGCGUUUGCCACUUAAUAGUGGCAGAUCUAGGAUUUCUAACUAGGGGUAGCAUAGAA
Molecule: messenger RNA, 1424 nt
Organism: Chenopodium quinoa (quinoa)
Lineage: Eukaryota; Viridiplantae; Streptophyta; Magnoliopsida; Caryophyllales; Amaranthaceae
Exons: 4
Coding region: 105-1229 (374 amino acids)
Source: RefSeq, a predicted model, not a curated record